Messenger RNA from Salvia splendens (bonfire salvia), 495 nucleotides. RefSeq names its product probable glutathione S-transferase. The record is from RefSeq and is a predicted model, not a curated record. Gene Ontology annotation, biological process: glutathione metabolic process. The transcript has a single exon. Gene Ontology annotation, molecular function: glutathione transferase activity. Lineage: Eukaryota; Viridiplantae; Streptophyta; Magnoliopsida; Lamiales; Lamiaceae. Gene Ontology annotation, cellular component: cytoplasm. Bases 1 to 495 code for a protein of 164 amino acids.
AUGGCCCUUAAAUUGAAAGGAGUUGAGUAUGAAUCUAUAGCAGAAGAUUUGAAAAACAAUACAAUACAAUACAAUCCAAUUCACAAAAAAGUGCCUGUUUUGAUACAUAACGGAAAGGGCAUUGCUGAAUCAUUGAUCAAGUUUGGCAGGAAGGUCCACCAAUUCUUCCCAAGGAUCCUUAUCAAAGAGCCAUGGCUCGUUUUUGGGCUAACUUCAUUGAUGAAAAGCUACUUCACCAACUACUUUUUCUCUUUCUCUCUCGUUUAUGCUUAUGCUUAUGUUUAUGUUUGGAGCACAGGAGAGGAGCAAGAGAAGGCAAAGGAGGAAUCAAUAGAAGCCCUCAAGUUUCUUGAAGAUGAAAUUAAAGGCAAGAAUUUUUUUGGAGGUGACAAUAUUGGAAUUGUAGAUAUUGCUGCCAAUUUCAUUGGAUAUUGGCUUCCAACCAGAUCGGAGUUGACGGGAGUCCAAAUCAUGACAAAGGAAAAUUAUCCCUAA